Molecule: messenger RNA, 1051 nt
Organism: Peromyscus eremicus (cactus mouse)
Lineage: Eukaryota; Metazoa; Chordata; Mammalia; Rodentia; Cricetidae
Product: melanoma inhibitory activity protein 2-like
Exons: 4
Coding region: 293-730 (145 amino acids)
Source: RefSeq, a predicted model, not a curated record
CUCUCACUGUAGCUAUUUAUCUCUUGAUUGAUUUUGUCUGUUUGUGUCUUAGAGACAGGGUUUCCAUGUGUAGCUCUGGUUGUGAUGACCGGGCUGGCCUUGAAUUUAGAGAGAAACCUGUUUCUGCCUCUGGAGUGCUGGGAUUAAGGGCGUGCACCGCCACACCUGGCGGUCAUUUUAUUCUUAAAUUGGGAGAUGUUGACUGUUUCCUGUGGGCGGUGCUGAGAGUUGCCACAGUGGAACUGCCAUGAGGCCUGUGUCUUUCUUCUGAGAUGGGCCAGUCUGCUCUGAAAUGCAGUCUAGUAGAAAUGAUACCGAAGAUCAACCUGGUAACUCAAAAGUGCCUGAUGCUCCUGGUCAUGGCUUCGUCCCUCCACCGGGUCCCCCAGUUCCCCCUGUGGACCCAAGGAGCCAGUUGAUGGGAAGGGCCUGCCCCUUCCCCCCACCUUCUCCAAGAAACAUCUGUGGAGCUCCUCCAGAUUAUUAUUCUCCACCUAACGACUUCCCUGGCCCACCACGUCUUCCAUACCCAGGGAGAAAUGUGUACCCACCGAGGGGCUUUCCACCUUCCCUUAUCCCAGGAGCUAGGUUCUUCCCCCGACCCCCACAUCCUGAAAGCAGACAUGAGCUCCCUUCAGACUUGAUUUCACCUUCAAAUGAACCUGCAGAGGAACUUCAGAAACCUAAGAGACGUCGGGUGUCAUUUUCUUCCUAUAUUGAGUUUAAAUAACUCCUAUUACCUAUGCAAUUAUUUUUUGCUCAAAUUGAAGCUUAAUGGAAUUAUAAUUCUCAGGAUAGUAUUUUGUAAAUAAAUAUGAUUUAAAUAUGAAUCUUAUGAGUAAAUUAUUUCCAUUUUAUUUUAUUCUGAAUAGUAUAUUUUACUUUGAUUACCUCAUCCAUAAUUAUGGUAGUUUUAUAUAUGUAAUCUUAUAGUUGGAGAUAUCUUAAACUCAAAAGGCUGUGUCUUUAUACCAAGAAUGUGUUCACCGUGGUUGUAGACAAAUGUAAAAGUAACUUUAUGUAUAAUGAAAUAAAUUUUAAUUGAUUUAAA